Phaedon cochleariae (mustard beetle) is the source of this 1859-nucleotide messenger RNA. NCBI's taxonomy places the organism in Eukaryota, Metazoa, Arthropoda, Insecta, Coleoptera, Chrysomelidae. The record is from the annotation of a GenBank genome assembly.
GUUGGCGCUUGGCGCGUAGUUUCAACUGAGCUGCAGCGUCAUGUCUAGCAGCACCGGUCCCAUUGAUUUCGCAAAUUUCGAUACCACGUGCACUAUGGAAGCGUGUUUUACUGCAUUUGACAAGAACUGUGAUGGAAAACUAGACCUACAGGAAUUUGGGAUAUUAUGUCAGGCACUUUUCAGAAAUAACAAAGGUGAAACCUACGAGCUGCAAGACUACGAACAGCGUGACAUUUUCAAAAUAUUCGACAGCAAUGGAGACGAUUUCAUUGACAAAGAAGAAUUCACCUAUUGCUGGAAUAAUUGGAUAAAAGUGAUUGUACGGCCAAUAUCUGCCAUUCUCAUCAUAGACGUGCAAAACGACUUCAUCUGCGGAACCCUCGACAUCAGAAAAUGCCCUGCCAAACAGAACGCUGAAGAGGUACUCCAACCAAUCAACAGCCUCUUGGACACCAUCGAAUUCGACGCAAUUUUCUACUCCUAUGACUGGCACCCGAGUGAUCACGUGUCCUUUUUGGAUAACGUCAAUUUGAGGAAACUGCACGACACGAGCCCCAUCAAGAACCCAGAGAAAGUGCAGAUGUACGACACUGUCGUGUUUGAUGGGGUACCACCGGUAACGCAGAGAUUAUGGCCAAGACAUUGUGUACAGAACACGUGGGGGAGCGAGCUACAUAAGGAUUUGAAGGUGAUAGAUAGUGCGAUAAAAAUUUACAAAGGUACCAACCCAGAAGUGGAUUCUUAUUCGGCCUUUUGGGAUAAUUCGAAAUUGACAGACACAAAAUUAGCUUCCCAAUUGAGGAUGAGGAACAUCACCGAUGUUUACGUAUGUGGAAUAGCUUACGAUGUUUGUGUUGGGGCUACUGCUAUAGAUGCCAUAUCGAGUGGGUUUCGUACCAUCCUAUUGGAUGAUUGCUGUCGAGGAGUCGAUCUACUGGACAUAGAAAAAACUAAGAAUACUGUGAAAAAGAACCAUGGGGUCGUAGUGAACUCUGAUCGAGUGAAAAACAUGGUGGAUGGUAACGACAGGAGGCCAGAACUAGGGUACAAGCUAGCUCUGCAUUUGAAAGAGCGACAAGGGUAGAAGAAAUGAUCACCGUACCAGGCUAUUUAUUUUUUAAAUUAUGUAAAUGUGACUUAACUAAAUGAUAAGAGAUGUCAGAGUGAGAGUAUUUUUAGGCGUAUUUCAGACACUUAUGUCCCAACUUCAUCUUUAGCUUCUCAUGGGGAUUUUCGAAGGAUAAACUUGUUAUUAUAUAGUGAUUUCUUUGAUAAUCAUGUUUGUACUUAAUAUUAUUAUUCAUUUUGCAUCUUGCUGUUUCACUCUUGUGAUAGAAGAAGUACUUUCAAACCAGUGGUGAGUGCUAGGACUCAUAGGUGUUCAUGAUGCUACUUAGCAACUACCUAUAUACAAUGUUAUAGCAAUGUUGAGCAUUCUCGAGGUUCCUUACUGACUAGCAUAAUAUUGUCUGUGGUUGAAGGAAUUGCGGUUUGUAUUGAUGCAAUAAUCUAUAGAAAUCUUCAGAUAGGUAAAUGAUAUUGGCAGCUUCUACGAAAUAACGUUUAUUCAAAUGACAGGCGACGAUUCUUUAAGUGAGUAUGGAAUCUGAAUGGUAGAGUGAUGAACCAAUCAAUGGCUUUCCUUAAAAUAAUAACUUUGGAGUGUCUGUACUUUGUACCCAUACUGUUCUUGUAUGUAGAAAAAUAAAUUUCAUUUUGGAAAUAACAAUUAUUCAAUCUAAAGGCCCAGGAAUAUAACUGCUUCCAUUAGAUAUAAUAUGGUCAGGGUGCCCUUGGAGUGAACACACUAAAAAUCCUGACGUGGAACACGUCAAACAAAAAAUGUCCCACUUUCUGAU